Myxocyprinus asiaticus (Chinese sucker) is the source of this 2869-nucleotide messenger RNA. It is a transcript of the gene cfap52, whose product is annotated as cilia and flagella associated protein 52. The record is from RefSeq and is a predicted model, not a curated record. Bases 35 to 1888 code for a protein of 617 amino acids. The transcript is spliced from 14 exons. Lineage: Eukaryota; Metazoa; Chordata; Actinopteri; Cypriniformes; Catostomidae. Gene Ontology annotation, biological process: cilium assembly. Gene Ontology annotation, molecular function: protein binding.
CACAUUUCACUCUGAAGCCGAGACGUGUAUCACAAUGGCAGAAGACACGCACGAAGUCCCACAACUUGAGUUAGAGGCUGUUAUUGGCUUUAAUGGGCAUGUGUUUUCUGGACUCAAAGUACAUCCAGACAGAGAGCAUCUCAUUUACCCUCUGGGCUGCACUGUUAUAAUUAAGAGUCUGAGAAGUGGAAAGCAAGCUUUCCUUCAUGGCCACACAAACAAUGUCUCCUGCAUUGCUGUGUCCAAAAGUGGACGCUACAUUGCAUCUGGACAGGUCACUUUCAUGGGCUUUAAGGCUGAUGUUAUUAUCUGGGACUAUGAGAAGCUGGAGAUUUAUACCCGUCUCGUGCUCCAUAAAGCUAAAGUUGAAGAUCUCAGCUUCUCCCCAAAUGAAAAGUAUCUAGUAACUCUGGGCGGCCAAGAUGAUGCAAGUAUUGUGGUGUGGAACAUCAAGAGUAAGGAGGCAAUCUGUGGUAGUCCUGCUUCAGCACAGAGUGCUGGUCACUGCCUCACCAUCGAGUACACCAACCUGAGUGAUGAAAUCUUUGUCUCUGCUGGAAAUGGAACUCUACGUGUGUGGGAGCUCGAUUUGGCCAACAGGAAGAUCCGAGCCACAGAAUGUCAGACAGGGCAGCUCAAGAGAAUUGUCAAAUGUAUUGAGAUCCCAAAGGAUGAUAGUUAUUUCUACUGUGGAACAACUAGUGGGGAUAUUCUGAAAGUGAACCUAAAGACUAGGUUGCUCAACAGCUACGGUCCUGUUAAACAAAAGUUUAGCAAGGGAGUGAACACUCUGAAAGUUCUUAACACUGGUGAUAUUUUAGUCGGAUCAGGAGAUGGCAUGUUAAAUAUGUGCUCAGGAGGAAAUUUCAAAACCAUUAAAAGUGUCCAGUUGGAAGGAGGGGUGACCUCAGUAACCUUGCGCGGAGAGGGGCAACAGUUCCUCAUUGGAACAGAAUCAGCACAGAUCUACAGUUUUGGCUACACUGACUUCAAACCAGAGCUCAUUGCCACCAAUCAUAGCAGUGCUGUAAAAGAUGUGGCCUUUCCUUUUGGGACUUCAGAGCUCUUUGCCACCUGUUCACAGAAUGAUAUCAGGGUGUGGCAUGCUGAGACCUCCAAGGAGCUUCUGCGUAUCACGGUGCCUAACAUAACCUGCAAUGCUCUGGGCUUCAUGCAAGAUGGCAGGAGCAUCUUCAGUGCUUGGAAUGAUGGGAAGAUUCGGGUGUUCACCCCUGAGAGUGGGAAACUGAGGCUGAUAAUUCAUAAUGCCCACAGUAUGGGAGUGACUGCCAUAGCAGCAACCAAUGACUGCAAGAGGAUUAUCAGUGGAGGGGGAGAAGGACAGGUGAGGCUCUGGGAGAUAUUCCAGAAAUCUUAUCGACUCAUUGAGACCAUGAAGGAGCACAAAGCCACUGUUAACUGCAUUAAGAUCAAGAGUAAUGACAAGGAGUGUGUGACAGCCAGCUCUGAUGGAGCCUGCAUCAUCUGGGACCUGGUGAGGUUUGUGAGGAAUCACAUGGUUUUGGCCAACACCUUGUUCAGUGUUGUGUGCUACCACCCUGAAGAAUACCAGAUCAUCACUAGCGGCACUGAUAGAAAGAUUGGCUACUGGGAGGUGUAUGAUGGUUCUGCAAUCAGAGAACUUGAGGGUUCCUUGUCUGGGGCUAUAAAUGGCAUGCACAUUUCUGAGGAUGGAAAAUAUUUUGUGACUGGUGGAGAUGAUAAACUAUUGAAGCUCUGGCUCUACUCUGAUGGUGAAGUGACCCACGUUGGUAUCGGCCACAGUGGCAGCAUCACAAAUGUGAAGAUUUGUCCCAACAGCAAAUAUAUUGUCAGCACCAGUGCUGAUGGAUCUGUCCUACGAUGGAAAUAUCCACAAACCUCAUAGAACCCUAAACAGAUCAUCUGACACUGUUCUUGAACACUGCAUUUCAAUGGAUAUCUCUGUUAAAGAGAACUUUACAGAUUUCUGCUGCUGUUGUUGUUGUUGUUUUUUAUUAACAUUUUUUUCUUACAUUUUAAUACAAAACUUAUGUCUGACAUUGGCUACAUUUAUAAACAGAUAAUUAUAUUGCUGUUACAUGUCUUAUUUACAGCAAGAGCAAUGCAUACAUGAUGUAUGGCCAUUUGGAUUACAUUUACUAUAUAGGCCAUAAAAUGAGAAAGUAAUUUGGCACUAUAAUCUGCAGUAGCAUAUUAUAUAAUAAAUUAUUUUACUAUCGUAGAACCAAAAAGAUAGAUGAGUACCUGGGUUCUUUUUCCUGCAAAUACUGUAAUUGUAUAACAAAUUAGGUUAUGAAUACUUAUGAGAUUUAAAGGUACCAUUAAACAGUCCGAUUCCAGUCAUUUUAUAGUGAUAAAGCAGCCUAGAGCCCCAGAUUCUGAGGACUUUUUGUGAACUGCACUGUCAGCUAAUAUAUCACCUGAGAAUCUCCAGAGAACUGGCGGGGAGAGGUUUAUAGAAGCAUCGCACGACGUGAACCCAGCAUCUGGAUGUGCCUGUCCCACAUUUCCUCUCACCUCAAGGAACAGUCUCAAUAAUGAAUAUCUUAACACCCUACGAUAGAGACAUUCAUAUUCAGUUAGAAAUGUGUUGCCCAUUUUGCCAGUAGAUAAAGAUGGUUUUGCACAAGAUUUCAAGAGCAGUCAGAUCAGCUAACCUUGUUGCUAAUAUAAGGAAUUAAGUUAGACAGUGUCAUAAUUGGUGUUCCAAUAACAACUGUUUUCAAUAGUCAUAUUUACUGUAUUAAUUUGUCAGACUUUUUGGGCUUGCAUGUAAGUUGUCUGAUAAUAACAAUGCCCCAUCAUGCUUGACACUUGAUAAACCUGUACCUGAGUGUCUAUAAGAUUAGGAUCAUAUGAAAAUUGA